This is a messenger RNA of Vitis vinifera (wine grape), 1417 nucleotides long. RefSeq lists its product as uncharacterized. Gene Ontology annotation, molecular function: protein binding. Gene Ontology annotation, cellular component: SCF ubiquitin ligase complex. The record is from RefSeq and is a predicted model, not a curated record. NCBI's taxonomy places the organism in Eukaryota, Viridiplantae, Streptophyta, Magnoliopsida, Vitales, Vitaceae. Gene Ontology annotation, biological process: SCF-dependent proteasomal ubiquitin-dependent protein catabolic process. The coding region runs from base 1 to 1164 and encodes 387 amino acids. The transcript has a single exon.
AUGGAGGGUCCUUCUAGAUACUAUCUUACCUCCAUCAAGGACCUCCCUGAAGAUUGUCUUAAUUUUAUUUUCCAACGGCUUGACUGCAACUCUGAUCGUGAAUCAUUUGGUUUGACCUGCCAUCGUUGGCUUCGCAUUCAAAACAUAAACCGUCGGUUCUUACAGUUCCAAUGUUCAUUCACCCAACUUGACGUUUCCUCAUUAUCUCAAACCAGUCCCACCAUUAGCUCUUUCCAUCUCAAUAGGCUGCUUACCCGUUUCCAGCUUCUAGAAUCAUUAUCCCUUUCUGGUUGCACAGAGCUGCCUGAUUCAGGCUUAACUCCUUUGCAGGAUUAUGGUUCAAGACUGCAAACUAUUUUCCUGGAUUGCUGCUUUGGAAUCACUGAUCAAGGACUUUCCCUGAUUGCUACUGGCUGUCCUUUGACGGUUAUUAGUCUUUACCGCUGUAAUAUCACUGAUGUUGGGUUGCAGAACUUGGCAAAAUCUUGCUCAGCUUUAAAGGAUGUGAAUCUUUCCUACUGUGCACUUAUUUCCGACCAUGGGAUAAGAGCUCUUUCCCAAAAAUGUUGUCAGCUUCGGGCAGUUAGCAUAUCUUUCUGCAAGGGUGUGAGUGGUGUUGGAUUUAGCGGCUGUUCGCCAACUCUAGCUUAUUUAGAAGCCGAGUCAUGCAAACUUGGGCCAGAGGGGAUAACUGAGAUUGUCAGUGGAGGUGGACUUGAAUAUUUGAAUGUUUCUAAUCUGAGAUGGUGCAUUACUGGAGAUGGUUUGGCAGCAAUUGGGGCAGGACUCGGUACAAAGCUGAGAGUUCUUAACUUGCGAAUGGGUAGACUUGUUAGCAGUGAGUCUGUUGCAGCAAUUGCAAAGGGAUGCCCAUUACUUCAAGAGUGGAACUUAGCAUUAUGUCAUGAGGUGAAGAUCCCAGGGUGGAAGGCUGUCGGUGAAAACUGUCACAACUUGGAGAUAAUACAUUUGAAUAGAUGUAGAAAUCUUUGUGAUCAAGGGUUGCAGGCUCUGAGGGAUGGGUGCAGACAACUCAGGAUAAUGUACAUCAAUGGAUACUAUCAGGUCAGUGUUGCAGCCAUGGAGAUGUUUAAAUGGUCAAGAAGUGAUGUGCAGAUAAAGGAAGAAGAAAUAACCAUUGUGCCUAACUGGCCAUUUAGAUAAAUGCAGGAUGAAGCAAUCAACUAUUUAGAAGAAAACUUGAAAAAAAAACCAUCAAGAUGCUUGAACUUGGCUGAAAAUUUGUGUGCCAUUGAAGAAGCCACAACUGCUCUAAUCAUUGAUGAAAUUCCAUUUAAGUUAUUAUUAGGUCUUAGAUACAUUGAUAAACAGAUCUCCGUUUCUAAGAUUCAUCAUUUAGAUGAUCCUCAAAUGAGUAAAACUCAUUCUUCAUAGAAAACCAAAUAUUUUUAUGCUC